This is a messenger RNA of Acomys russatus (golden spiny mouse), 1183 nucleotides long. It is a transcript of the gene Awat2, whose product is annotated as acyl-CoA wax alcohol acyltransferase 2. The coding region runs from base 90 to 1091 and encodes 333 amino acids. Gene Ontology annotation, biological process: lipid metabolic process. Gene Ontology annotation, cellular component: endoplasmic reticulum membrane. NCBI's taxonomy places the organism in Eukaryota, Metazoa, Chordata, Mammalia, Rodentia, Muridae. The record is from RefSeq and is a predicted model, not a curated record. Gene Ontology annotation, molecular function: retinol O-fatty-acyltransferase activity. The transcript is spliced from 7 exons.
CCCAGGAGAGGAAACAUGGCAAGCCCCAGAGCAGUCAGGGCUGCCCAGCCAAACAGCAUUUCCCUGGAGCUACUGAGAUUCUGGACACAAUGUUCUGGCCCACCAAGAAAGACCUCAAGGUCGCCAUGGAUGUCUUUGCUAUUUUCCAGUGGGCCCUCAGUGCCUUCCUUAUAGCAAUCACUGUGAUCACUGUCAACAUCUACUUGGUGGUGUUCACAUCAUACUGGCCUCUCACUGUGUUGAUGUUCAUAUGGUUGGCUUUUGACUGGAAGACCCCUGAGCGAGGUGGCCGCCGGUUCACCUGUGUGAGGAGGUGGCGUCUGUGGAAACACUAUUGCAAUUACUUCCCAAUCAAGGUUGUGAAGACGAAUGAUAUUUCCCCCAGCCAAAACUAUAUUCUUGCCUGCCAUCCUCAUGGGCUCAUGGCCCAUUCAUACUUUGGCCACUUUGCCACUGACACAUCAGGCUUCUCCAAGAUCUUUCCCGGUAUCACUACUUAUCUGCUCACACUAGGAGCGUUUUUCUGGGUGCCAUUCUUAAGAGAGUAUGUAAUGUCUACAGGAUGCUGCUCGGUGAGUCAAUCCUCCAUGGAUUUUCUGCUUACCAAAAAGGGCACAGGCAACAUGCUUGUCGUGGUGGUUGGUGGCCUGGCUGAGUGCAGAUACAGCCUGCCAGGCUCUACCACCCUGGUCUUGAAGAAGAGGCAUGGCUUUGUGCGCACAGCCCUUCGACACGGGGUGUCUUUAAUCCCUGCUUAUUCCUUUGGAGAGACAGACCUCUAUGACCAGCACAUUUUCACUCCUGGGGGUUUUAUCAAUCGCUUCCAGAGGUGGUUCCAGAAGAUGGUACACGUCUACCCCUGUGCUUUCUAUGGGCGUGGCUUCACCAAGAACUCCUGGGGCCUUCUACCCUAUUCUCAGACAAUAACCACUGUUGUCGGGGAACCUCUACCACUACCCAAGAUUGAGAAUCCGAGCCAGGAGACUGUGGUCAAAUACCACACACUCUAUAUCGACGCCCUUCGCAAACUGUUUGAUCAGCAUAAGACCAAGUUUGGCAUCUCAGAGACCCAGGAGCUGGUGAUAAUUUGAAAGACAUUCCCCUGACUGGAUGGUGUGGAACUGAUGACAACAGGCAACAGUUACCUAUGGAGCUUUGCUUCUGACGACUCACUAGUGGGACG